This is a messenger RNA of Limulus polyphemus (Atlantic horseshoe crab), 3541 nucleotides long. Its product is annotated as zinc finger protein Xfin-like. The record is from RefSeq and is a predicted model, not a curated record. The coding region runs from base 355 to 2574 and encodes 739 amino acids. NCBI's taxonomy places the organism in Eukaryota, Metazoa, Arthropoda, Merostomata, Xiphosura, Limulidae. The transcript has 4 exons.
UUCUUUUUCAUUAGGGUCUAAAUCGUACGCGUUUGGUGGUUCAUAUCUUGUAUUGGACUGUGUCGUUCCUGUUCGUUGUUUUCUGGAACGAUUCAAUUACUAAUCUGUGGGUGUUCUACUUCGCUCCGAAUGGGCUCGAGCCACGGCCAUGAUUGUGCACACCCGUUGUCCGCGAUAAGUUACUUGUAUUCCCUAUAGGGGUUUCCAUUGAGAUGAACAUCUUGACUGCCACAUUAUAUACCUCAUACUGCUACCAACAAGGCCUUUACUUAAUACCAGAGCUCAGCUGUUAUGAACUUGAUGAGCUCUUGAUACUGAGAGUAAGGAAGAUACACUAGCUGAUAAAGGAUAAAUAUGGAGAAGAAAGUGCAGGGGAAGAAUCCUAUUAAAAAUACUGGAAAUAGCCAGGAAAGUACAAAUAAUAACACUUCAUCAAACUUUGAAGAACUGGAUCAUUCUCUUCUUCAGACUCCCUUAAACCUAGGAACUAAGGAUAUUCGGCAGAUUCUGCAUUGCUUGCAGAGUGGUACACGGGAAGUAAGAGACAUAAUCUUAAAUGAAUGUAGCAUUAUUUAUGAAUGUAAGGUUUGCCGAAACAUGUUUCGAAGUCUGGCAAACCUUUUGGCUCACAAACGCUUUUACUGCAAGAAACAUCUCUGUGAAUCAAUGGUUCUUUUGUUUGAGAACCCUCCAGAAGAAGUGAUAACAGUUCAGCCAGAAAGUCCAAAAGAGGAAGAACAAAAUAAAAAUUACCCAGAUAUGGCUUGCAAACCUGAAGAUAUAAAUUCCAAUGACCAGGUCAUAGACACAUGUGUAGAACCUAUAAUACAACUUUCUGUUCCAAAAAUUUACACACCCACUAAGGAAGCAGCCAAAAGUAUUGGAGGAGUAGUGUCUCCAGGUCCAGGUAAGGAUCAUACAAGCAGUCACCAGGAGCAUACUAGUAAAGAGAAGGAGCUGCCAAUGACAGAAUCGUCUGUUUAUUUACAACCAAUUUUUGGAAAUUCCAAUGCAAUGAUGCAGACAAUCAAACCACUUGAAACACUGGAUAAUAAAAAUUCUGAAAAGCUGGAAAAUAUUUCAGAAGAAAGAGAAAUGCCAACUAAAGAAGAGGACACAGUUGUUAUUCCAGAUGUCUUGCCACAUGAAAGCACAGCAAAAGAAAAAAACCAUGUUGAAUGUUUUGUAUCCCCAACACAUUCAUCAAGUAGGGCUAAACAACUAGCAAACCGCACAGACUGUGAUAUCCAGACACUGACUUGUUUAAGAUGUGAAACACAUUACGCCUCUAUAAGCACCCUUUACUACCAUAUGACCAGAAUUCAUGCUGAAAAACGAAUAGUAUAUCCUUGCAUGUUUUGUAAUUCAACUUUUGUUCAGAUCUGGGGAUUAACACGUCAUUUAACCCACAAUCAUCAGAAAACCAAAGCACAGUUAAAAGAACUGAAAAAGCAAGUAAAAUGCUAUUCUUAUGAAGAAACUAGAAAUAGAAACUUUCAAGAUGGCAAGAAAAGAAAAGAGCUUGACUCUUCAGAAAACACUAAUAAUAUUAACAAUAAAUUGCAGUUGCACACAUGCUACAAGUGUGGGAGAAAAUUUAUGCGUAAAUCAUCACAACUUUCUCAUGAACUCUACUGUAGUAAUCAGUUUCGGUCAGUAGGAGAUAAAAUAGAGCAACAAAUUAAACCUUCUACUGGAAUAAGUGUUACACCAAAUGUUAUUUCUCGACCUAAGCGGGUAGCAGAAAAAAAAGUGCCUGAAGAUUUUGUAAAUAGCCAAACUCUAUUUAGACGGGGUUGGAAACAUGAUAAAAAAAGCCCAUCAAAAAUGACACAAGUAAAUAAUGAACCUUUUCAAAAUGCACAAAAGUUUAUAGAUAUCAAAAAUGUGUUUUGUAAAAAAUGUCACAGGCGGUUUUCCUCUGUCUCAAACUUAAAGCGUCAUGUGGCAGUGCAUGCUGGUGUGCGACGUUUUAAGUGUAAAUUGUGUUCUUAUCAGUCUUAUACCAAGUCUGAUUGUCGUAUUCAUAUACAACGGAUGCAUAGUAAACCAAACAGUACUCAAGAUGUUUUGGAAAAACUUAUUAUUGAUCUUCCAGUUAAUACACCUGUGACUCAGACAGCACUAACUAAAAUAGAAGAACCAGAAACAAGUCCAAAGAAGUUGGAAGAUAGUAAACAGACAAAUCUUGAUGUAGAAUUAUGGGAUCAGUUACAAAUAUUUGAUAAUACAAAACCUGUACCAUCAUUACAUACCCCAGAAAAGACCAAAGAACAUUGUGUGAUUCGACUUAGGGGCUGUAGUAGCUCUAGUUCAUUGACUUCAAGUAAUUCUUCCCCAGAAAAUAUAUCAGUUUAUCGACUUGCUUCUUCUGCUAGCACUGUUAUCCAUUCUUCUUCUUCUAAGCCCCUGUCCAAUCUUUGUGAUUCUCUGUCAACACUUGUCACUCGAUCUGGGAUUUACAAGAAGAAGUACACAGUUUCCAUUCCUAGUAAUGCUAAUUUCAAGAAUAACUCAAAACCUAGUGAUAAUUCAGAAAGUAAAAAAGCGCCUACUUCUGUUAUUGUGACAUGAAAGAACUGAAUUAGUAUUUCAAACAAAGAAACAGGAAAACCAUCUGCAUUAAUAAACUCAAAAUAAUUUAGUUUAAAGAUAAUAUUUGAUAAAUAACUUCCAGGAAAGUACUGUUACAGAAGGUGAUAAAGAUACUUGUGAAAAAGUAUCAAAGUAUAAAGUUUUGUGGAAAAAUAACUUCAAAGAAUUAAAUAAAGUUUGCUUAAAGAUUAAGCAGUACACAAAUCCAGAUCGUUUUUUUUUCAAAAUUCUAUUUGUUAUAAAAUAUUUCCUAAUAAUUGAAACUUGCCCUAUCCAUUUGAUGAUGGUAAUUUGUUUAGGAUUUUAACCACAUUUUUACUUAGGUGUGGGAUGAAAAGAUCAGAUACUGUUAAUCACCAAAUAUGUUAUGUAAGAUAAUCACACAUUAGUGUUUCUGUAAAUGACACAUAGUGUUAGACAUCACUGAUGCUUGGCAAGAUGUGUUUUUUUCAUUCACAUUAUUGUAAAUGUAAAUGAUAUGUUUAGUAUAAGACAUUAUUGACUGCUGGGUAAAUAUUUUCAAUUGCGUCAGUGUAUACAAGUAAUUAACAGGUCAGACACAGUUGACUGCUGGGUAUGUUGUGUAUGCAGUUGCACAUAAGUUUGAGUAGUACCAGAUGCUGUUAACACCAAAAUAUAUAGCUUACCUGACCUAAACUGAUUUUAAAAGUCAGAAAAAAAAAUACUCUUGAUAUUAUAACGACAUUAUUUAUCCAAAUAAAUAACUUGGUAUGUUGCAACAGCGAUUUCAUCUUUUACGUUUAAGGUUUAUAAUGAAACUGAAAAUGGAGUUUAAAACUGUGAUCUUGUUUUUUUUUUAUUUCGUAGUAUACGUAAAUGUAUAUAUAUGCAAGAGCUGUUGCAGCUGGGAUACGUAAUGUGUUAGUGAAAUAGCCUUUUUUAUUAUUAUUAAUGAAAUAAAACAUAUUUUUCUUGCAAUGUUAAA